AUGGCUCAGCAUAUUUCUCUCAAAAGGCCAGGGAUCCUGGGUAGAAGAAAAUGUUCCUGGAAACCAUGGAUGGUUGCUCUGACUACCACAGCUGUUUUGUUGGCUUUGGCAAUAAUCAUCGGUCUUCUUGUUUACUUUUUAGUGUAUGAUCAGAAGACUUAUUACUACCAGGCCUCCUUCCGGAUUCCCAGCAUUAAAUAUAGCUCAGAUUUGUCCGUAGAACAGUCAAGACUUCGGACAACCCUGAAAGAAAAACUCAGCAAUGAGAUAGAUGUGAUAUUUCAAAGAUCCAGUUUAAAGCAUCAUUAUGUCAAAUCUCAAGUUGUCAACUUCAGGCCCAGUAUUGAUGGUUUGAAAGCAGACAUGCUGAUUAAAUUUCAGUUUCCCCUUAACAAUGUGGACACUUUGAAAAGACAAGCUGAUAGCAUUUUGCACAAAAAGUUGCAAUCUCCCGAGAUCUUCUUGAAGAGAGACAUUUCAUUACCUUAUCUUAGAGAAAUGAAUGCAGCACAAGCAGAGAAUAUUCUAAACAGUGAUUGUGGCUUGGGGAUGGAGUAUCCACAGACAGCCAGAAUUGCUGAUGGCAAACCUGCAGACAAAGCUUCCUGGCCAUGGCAAAGCAGCCUGCAGGUGGAUGGCGUCCACCUCUGUGGUGCCUCUCUGAUUGGCUCCCAGUGGCUCCUGACCUCUGCUCACUGCUUUGAUACUUACAAAAACCCCAAACUGUGGACAGUCAGUUUUGGAACAACCCUAAGCCGUCCACUGACGACAAGAAAGAUGGCGUCCAUCAUCAUUCAUGAGAACUACGCAGCCCACAAGCAUGACGAUGAUAUUGCUGUGGUCAAGCUCUCCAGCCCAGUCCUGUUUUCUGAAAACCUGCGCAGAGUCUGUCUCCCUGAUGCUACCUUUCAAGUCUUGCCAAAGAGUAAAGUGUUUGUCACGGGAUGGGGAGCAUUGAAAGCAAACGGUCCCUUUCCCAAUUCUCUGCAAGAAGUUGAAAUAGAGAUCAUAAGUAAUGAUGUAUGUAACCAAGUUAAUGUAUAUGGUGGUGCUAUAUCAUCAGGAAUGAUAUGUGCUGGAUUCUUAACAGGAAAACUAGAUGCCUGUGAGGGUGAUUCUGGAGGGCCCCUGGUUAUGUCAAAUGAUAGAAAUAUCUGGUAUCUUCUUGGAAUUGUUAGUUGGGGAAUCGACUGUGGAAAAGAAAACAAGCCCGGAAUUUACACCAGAGUGACUCAUUAUCGGAACUGGAUUAAAUCUAAAACUAACAUCUAA
Peromyscus eremicus (cactus mouse) is the source of this 1272-nucleotide messenger RNA. Its product is annotated as transmembrane protease serine 11G. Gene Ontology annotation, cellular component: plasma membrane; extracellular region. Bases 1 to 1272 code for a protein of 423 amino acids. NCBI's taxonomy places the organism in Eukaryota, Metazoa, Chordata, Mammalia, Rodentia, Cricetidae. Gene Ontology annotation, molecular function: serine-type endopeptidase activity. The transcript has 10 exons. The record is from RefSeq and is a predicted model, not a curated record. Gene Ontology annotation, biological process: proteolysis.